AUGCCAGCACGAGGCUGGCCUUGCUUUUUUUCUUUUUCUUUCCAGGUUUCACCAAUUUUAAAUCGACCCACGUGGCACAGCUCGGGAAAAUGCUAUUCAAGGCAACUGUUAGAUGCUGUGAAGCAUCUGCAGGGGUGGUCUCAGAUAGACAAAAGAACCUGUUGGCAUGGACAUGCUGGGGGAGGCCUCCAUUCAGACCCGAAGAAUGCGUUGAAAGAAAUAGAUGGCCGAAAGAUCCUCAAAGCAAUGCUUUCAUACGUUUGGCCCAAAGACCGGCCUGACCUUCGUGCCAGAGUUGCCAUAUCAUUGGGAUUUUUAGCAGGUGCAAAGGCUAUGAACAUCGUGGUUCCCUUCAUGUUUAAAUAUGCAGUAGACAAUCUCAACCAGCUGUCUGGAAAUGUUCUGAACCUGAGUGAUGCACCCAAUACAGUUGCAACCAUGGCAACAGCUGUUCUGAUUGGAUAUGGCACCUCGCGAGCAGGCGCAGCGUUGUUUAACGAAGCCAGGAAUGCCGUCUUUGGGAAAGUGGCCCAGAAUUCCAUCCGGAGGAUAGCCAAAAACGUCUUCCUCCACUUGCACCAGCUGGACCUGGGCUUCCAUCUGAAUCGGCAAACGGGAGCGCUGUCCAAGGCCAUCGACCGAGGCACCCGCGGCAUCAGCUUUGUGCUCAGUGCCCUGGUGUUUAAUCUGGGGCCCACCUUGUUUGAGGUGGCCCUCGUGAGCGGGAUUUUGUAUUAUAAAUGUGGUGGACAUUUCGCACUCGUAACCUUGGGGACAUUAGGAGCAUACACGGCAUUCACAAUAGGACUUACGCAGUGGAGGACUAAAUUUAGGAUCGAAAUGAACAAAGCGGAUAACGAUGCAGGGAACGCUGCCAUUGACUCCCUGCUGAAUUAUGAAACUGUGAAGGUAAAGCCAUUCACAUGUCUAACUUUUCAUGUUGUCGCUCCUGGGGUAGCCCUUGUUAACAAUGCCUGUCUUUUUUUAGUUUCUUGUCUUGUCUUUUGGUGCUUUGGAAAAAAUAAGCUUGCUGCAACUUAUUUUGAAAAAUUAAGCUACAUAGCUGUAAACUGCCUUAUUGCUCCUCUACCUUUUCUUUGUCACAAAGGUAAUUUAACUGUUGGUGAUCUGGUCAUGGUGAACGGAUUGCUGUUCCAGAUUUCCUUACCCCUUAACUUCCUGGGGACGGUAUAUAGAGAGACGAGGCAGGCACUCAUAGACAUGAACUUAUUGUUUACGCUGCUUAACAUAGACACUAAAAUCAAAGAUAAAGAGCUGGCUCCGCCCCUGCAGAUCACCUCACAGACUGCUACCAUCGCCUUUGAUAACGUGCAUUUUGAAUACCUUGAGGGGCAGAAAGUCCUCAGUGGCGUGUCUUUUGAAGUCCCUGCAGGAAGAAAAGUGGCCAUUGUAGGAGGCAGUGGGUCAGGGAAAAGCACAAUUAUGAGAUUAUUAUUUCGUUUCUAUGAGCCUCAGAAGGGAGAGAUUUAUGUCGCUGGCAAGAAUAUACAAAAUGUCAGCUUGGAAAGCCUGCGGAAGGCUUUAGGAGUUGUGCCACAGGAUGCUGUUCUCUUCCACAACACCAUCUUCUACAACCUCCAGUACGGCAAUAUCAACGCCUCCACGGAAGACAUCUACGCGGUGGCAAAGCUGGCAGGCAUCCACGAUGCCAUCCUCAGAAUGCCCAAUGGCUACAACACCCAAGUGGGCGAGCGAGGCCUGAAGCUGUCAGGUAAGGAAAUCCAUGGGCUCUGCUGGUCUCUGCGCCUCCCUUUUCCUGUCUUGCCUCGGCUUUUAAAACAGGGCAAAGUUGCGGAGCGUGGCAAGCAUAUUGACCUGCUUACCAGCCCCAACAGCCUCUACUACGAGAUGUGGCACACUCAGAGCAGCCGGAUGCUGAACCGAAGCACCAGUGAGAGGUGGGAGGAGAGAAACCAUCACAUGUCCAAAGAGGAGGAAAGGAAGAAACUGCAAGAAGAAAUCAUCAACAGUGUGAAAGGCUGCGGGAACUGCUCCUGCUGAGCCCGAGUCUAAAUCCACCCCCAGCUGAUGCCAAGGAAAGUGUGCCCUGAAGCUGCAUUCAGCCAAGCGCAGGGUUGAAUUUAGUGGGCUUCUCUCCAUGAAGACCGGAUUUUGGUGGCCAAAGGAUUUUAGACCUGCUAGUCAGUGAGGAUUGGUUGAAACUGACCUGUACUGCCCCAUUAACACUUAACAUUUGGUAAUAAUAAUCUCAGACAAGGUGCAAAUCCUCCUGGAAUUGUUUGUAACAUGGCAGAAAUGGCUAUGACUAUGAAUUAUCUGGCAUUCACUGUUAAGAUGUUGCAUAUUCUAACACUGUUCCUCACUACUGCAGAGUUAAAGGUGGUUUUUAAUAUAUUGAUUUUAAGAGAAACCAAUUAAAUCAAGUACGAAUAUUCGUGGGGGGGGGGGGAAAGGAUGCCAUUAAUAUUCUUUAGUUGUUGCAUUUGAUAGAGUUUGUAUCCUUUUAUAAAGGAGGCAUCGGGUUUGCAGUUCAAUGCAAAGACAUUUUUGCCUCAAUAUUUACUGGUUUCCCCCAAAAGAAGUACAUAUUUCUGCAAGGACUAAAUUUUCAGUGUUAAGAACAAACGAGAGCGUCUCAAAAUGAUCGGUGCGUCUUUCAAAGCAGAGUAUUAACAGCUGGUUCAUCUCAGUUCUGUAAUCUUCCCAGAACGGCACAAGGAAAUGUUUCUAUUAAAUUCUAAUGAUAAUUCAAUACAAAUAGUGUUAGAAUUAUUGUCUUGCCAAUAAGUUGCUUUUCUGUAGCAAGACACAGAGUGUCUUCAUUCUUCAGGCACUAUCCACUAUGCCCAGUUAUGUCAAUAAGUAUUGAUGAAGGAAAUCUAUUGUUUGGAAAAGUAAUGUGAGUUGACCUUGAUUAAAAAUAACUAUCCAUUAGGCACUUCGAUACAAAGAUGAGUAACUUUUGCUGUGCCCUGCAAAACAAAACCCUUUAAUAUGUGGUAAUAGGUCAAAGUGGAUUCAUUCUUCAACUGGAUAAGUUGCUCUUUGAUGCCAUUAAUGGAAAAAGUUGUGCU
This is a messenger RNA of Notechis scutatus (mainland tiger snake), 3056 nucleotides long. NCBI's taxonomy places the organism in Eukaryota, Metazoa, Chordata, Lepidosauria, Squamata, Elapidae. The record is from RefSeq and is a predicted model, not a curated record.